Dermacentor albipictus is the source of this 1235-nucleotide messenger RNA. RefSeq lists its product as uncharacterized. NCBI's taxonomy places the organism in Eukaryota, Metazoa, Arthropoda, Arachnida, Ixodida, Ixodidae. The record is from RefSeq and is a predicted model, not a curated record.
GAGGCCAAACUGAAGCCCAAUGUCAAAGACGACUUUACCCAUUAGACAACUGACAACAAGUGCUCCAAUUCAUUCCUCUAAUGCCUGCAUCAAACAGGGAGGCAUGCAUUUAAAUGACGCUUUUUGCCACCUUUGUACAGUAUGCUUAGCGUAAAAUAAUAGGGGUGAAGAUGAAGAAGAAGAUGAAGUGAUGCUGCGGGCCUCCAGCCUCUUGCUUCUCCUGGUGUUUUUGGCUUUUUGCUGCUGUAGAAGCACCAAACUGGUCGCCGAGAGACUCCAGGUGCAUCGCGUCAGACUGCACGAUUCCCUGGUGACGCCUUGUGCGGCCAAGGAAGGCGUAACCGUUACACAGGCUCGCUGGAGUGACCAGGAUGUCGGCACGGCGUGGCUCAGCCAGGCGCUGCUGUCAGACAGCACGGGUCGCCUCCGGCUUCCCAAGGUCACGGCCAUGCUGAGCGGUCACUACGAGUGCUCGGGAUACGUGCGGCUGCCACGUCGCGAGGUGUUCAUCAAAGUUCGUCACGAGAUCCAAGUGUUCGAGAGCGACAAGAACGGAACCGGAUGUCGCGUGAGAUAUGUCGUCAGCGACCGGCGCUGCUACGUCUGUCGGCCCGGGUCCUUCAGCCCUGACGGCGAGUUCCGCAACUGCAUCCCCUGCGACUUCGGCUCCUACACCGAGCAGCACGGCUCCCCCUUCUGCCUUUGGUGUCCACCGGGCAAAUCUACCUAUCGGCAGGGAAGCACCUCGCCCAAUGAUUGCGAAGGCUGGCUUCUUCUGGGAUUCGUUUACUAGGCGACACAUUCGUCCCAGCUUUUCCGGUGCUGAAAACACAACCCGCACCCCGCACCUGUCGCCAACCUUCUUGAGGCGGUGGAGACACCUGGUGCCAAAAGGCCACUACGACAGGGCGCUUUUGCGGGCGUGCGUCUUUUUUCAGCCUGCGCCUCACACCAGCCUUUGCCUUGGCCCUCUACCACCGAGGCCGCGAUUUCUCCGUGGAACCCAGCCUUCUCCAGACGCCUUAGCUGAGCGUCGACGCUGUCACGAACUUGAUGUUCGCAUGACUUGUCUAGAGCAGAGCGGAUGCAGUUUUUUGCUAUAGCUCUUUUUACGAGCUUGCAGUGGGCCGAUUGAUAAUUCAGAAUUUGUUUUUUCGACCGUGGCUUGUACUGCCAGCACACGCGCGCUCCAUGAAUAAAACUCAGUUGAAUGAAAUGAAUAAAACUCAGUUGAA